AUGGCGUUGAUGCUCAAAGUCCCAGCCAAUUGCAUCGUUGUUCAGCAACCUAAGCGGGCAUUCUUGGGUGGAGCUGGAACCAGUAGAUUGGGUGCUACUAGUACCAAUCGGAAGCAAAGAGUUUCAUCAUCAUCAUCAUCAUCAGCAAUCAGUAUGAUCCCAAAGAUGUCAAUUUCAGCCAUUCCUAACCAACGUGAUGACAAGUCUACGUCCAAGAACAAGAUUGACAUUCCUAUCAUGGUAAACGGAUGUAGUGGCAAAAUGGGGAAGGCCAUUAUCCAAGCAGCAGACUCUGCAGGACUCGGAGUGGUUCCCGUAUCAUUUGGCUCUGCUGAGGAAUCUGGGCAAACAGUCCAAGUCGGUGCAACCGAGAUUCUGGUGCAUGGUCCUUCUGAAAGAGAAAGCACCCUUGCAUCCCUUCUUGAGAAAUAUCCCAAUUUGAUUGUGGUCGACUUCACUGUGCCUUCUGCAGUAAAUGAUAAUGCAGAGCUAUAUGGCAAAGUUGGAGUUCCCUUUGUGAUGGGAACAACCGGUGGAGACAGGGAUCAGUUGUAUAAAACUGUAGAAGACUCAAAAGUCUAUGCUGUAAUUUCCCCACAAAUGGGAAAACAGGUUGUGGCAUUUCUUGCGGCCAUGGAAAUUAUGGCUGAGCAAUUUCCUGGAGCUUUCUCUGGGUAUUCCCUACAGGUGAUGGAAUCCCAUCAAUCAAGUAAAGUUGACACAUCUGGAACUGCUAAGGCUGUUAUUUCUUGCUUCCAGAAGUUGGGCGUGUGCUUUGAUAUGGAACAGAUCCAAUUGAUCCGGGAUACCCAGCAACAGAUAGAGAUGGUGGGAGUUCCAGAGGAGCAUUUGUCUGGUCAUGCAUUUCAUAUGUAUCAUCUUACUUCACCUGAUCAAACAGUUUCUUUUGAGUUUCAGCAUAAUGUUUGUGGUAGAUCAAUAUAUGCAGAGGGUACAGUUGAUGCUGUAAUUUUCCUUGCUAAGAAGGUUCAUUCAGGGACAGACAAGCGGAUAUACAAUAUGAUGGAUGUCCUGCGAGAGGGUAAUAUGCGAUGA
This is a messenger RNA of Prunus armeniaca (apricot), 1056 nucleotides long. NCBI's taxonomy places the organism in Eukaryota, Viridiplantae, Streptophyta, Magnoliopsida, Rosales, Rosaceae. The record is from the annotation of a GenBank genome assembly.